UCUGCCCUGCUCAAUUUGACUGCCGCCGGGUAACUCGUAGCUCAAGCAUAACAUGUUGUCGUGGAAGAAGGACUUGCAAUCUCUUGUAUAGUCAUGUUUGCAAUAGGUAGCCUGGUGGUCAGCAGUGUCACGAUCGCUUCGCGGUUAUCAAUAUCAUUGAGGGCCACUGGCAGUGAUGGUGACGGCCUAAGCCCACGACGAAGAAGGCAUGAUGAGACCGACUUGGAGUCACCACCCGCCGCCGCCGCCGCGGAUGGGAGUCUUGGCAAAGCUGGAGAUGUUCGGGAUUGGAGUUGGAGCUUCCUUCGACUCCUUCGAGGAGGCAGCUUUGAUAAAUCUCUCAGAGUAGCUGCUCGAGUGAUAUGGACUGAUGUGACAUUCAUCAGCACUGUUCUGUCGACCACCAGGAAUUCUGACGGCAAAUGAGAUAUAAAGAACUUCCCUGCUGGGCUGUGUGAGUGAGCAAACAGAGUGGACUUUGAUGUGGAAAU
This is a messenger RNA of Colletotrichum phormii, 491 nucleotides long. RefSeq lists its product as uncharacterized. The transcript is spliced from 2 exons. The record is from RefSeq and is a predicted model, not a curated record. The coding region runs from base 94 to 426 and encodes 110 amino acids. Lineage: Eukaryota; Fungi; Ascomycota; Sordariomycetes; Glomerellales; Glomerellaceae.